AUGGGCAGCCCUGGCGAGGGCGGCGGCAACUCGGCCCUGGAGCUGAAGCACCAUGUGCUCAACGGCCGCCUGGCCCAGGCCAAGCGGCUGCUGGCGGCCACGAGGCUAUCCCUGGAGGACUGCCAGGACGAGGACGGCAACACGGCGCUGCACUGGUGCGCGCAGGGCCUGCAGGCCGACGCCGAGGGCCGCGACGCGCCGGACGAGGAGACGCUCGUCUUCCUCCUCCAGUCGGAGGCGAUGAUCGGGGGGCACGCCGACCCCUGCCGCGCGGACAUCUCGGGCGAGACUCCGCUCAUGGAGGCCGCCGCCGCGGGCCUGGAGGGCAUCUCGAAGAAGCAGCGCGAGAAGCAGGCGAAGAAGUUCGAGCAGACGCUGUUCGGGCAGCGCCUGCGGCCCGGCCUCGCCGCCGACAAGGACAGGCCGGGCAAGCCGUACCCGGAGUACGGGUUGAAGGCCGGCGGCGGCCAGAGCCGGGCCAGCCGGACUGUCAGCCAGCUCGAGGCGCAGCCCGUCGCGCACGAGGAGGCCGCCCGCGACAUCACCUCGGAGGUCCGGCUGCUGCGCCAGCUGGACCACCCGAACGUGGUGAGGUACUGCGACUCCUUCGCGGCCGCCUCCUCCUCUGGGGCCGCCGCGACGUUGUGGAUUGUCAUGGAGUACUGCCGCGGCGUCUCCCUGCAGGCCUUCGCGAGCUCGGCGCGCGCGAAGGGCCUCGCGCGCCUGCCGGAGGAGCAGACGGAGAGGAUCCUCGUGCAGCUCUGCCUGGCCCUGAAGUACCUGCACGUGGAGAAGGACAUCGCCCACCGGGACCUCACGCCCAACAACGUGCUCGUCAACUCGCACACGCUGGCGGUCAAGAUCGUGGACUUCGGAUGGGCCUGCUUUCCACCACCACCACCAUAA
Prorocentrum cordatum is the source of this 906-nucleotide messenger RNA. The record is from the annotation of a GenBank genome assembly. NCBI's taxonomy places the organism in Eukaryota, Dinophyceae, Prorocentrales, Prorocentraceae.